UCAAGGAAAGCUGUAGACAAGGAGAUAGUAUGAGGCGGGAGGAAGAGGAAGAGGAGAGAACUAGGACAGGUGCAAAAGGGAACUCACAGGCAAAGGAGGAGGAGGAGAUCCACGAGCUGAGAGAACUGGUUGGCCCCUUUGUGAGUGCCAUGUCCACCCCAGUGCCCCACAACAAGGCGACCCGGUUUUCUGAGGCCUGGGAGUAUUUCCACCUGGCCCGUCACGCUGGGCACCACCCUAACCAAUACGCCACUUGCCACCUGUGUGGAAGGCAGGUGAGCCGUGGCCCUGGGGUGAAUGUGGGUACCACCGCCCUGUGGAAGAAUCUGGAGAGCAUGCACAGAGAGGAACUGGAGAAGAUUGGCCACAGUUACGCAGGGCAGCGCCAGGACCCAAGGGCUCAAGGGCCCCAGCUCCCCAUGGGCAUUAAGGGCGACUGGGCCAGGCUCCUAGAGGAGGUGGGGACUCUGGCUUUGUGGGCCAGCCAAAGAGAAAAGGACCUUCUUAGGAGGGAGAGGGCAGUGGAGUGGCGGGAGCGGGCUGUGGAAAGGAGAGAGCGAGCUGUGGAGGAGGAGGAAAGGGCCAUCCUGGAGAUGAAAUGGAAGGUGAGGGCUGAGAGGGAGGCCUGCCAGAGGGACACAGGCCAGCCCGCAGCUGCUCACCCCUUCCAUUUUGUUUAA
Molecule: messenger RNA, 680 nt
Organism: Artibeus jamaicensis (Jamaican fruit-eating bat)
Lineage: Eukaryota; Metazoa; Chordata; Mammalia; Chiroptera; Phyllostomidae
Gene: ZBED2
Product: zinc finger BED-type containing 2
Molecular function (GO): DNA binding
Source: RefSeq, a predicted model, not a curated record